This is a messenger RNA of Microthlaspi erraticum, 705 nucleotides long. The record is from the annotation of a GenBank genome assembly. Lineage: Eukaryota; Viridiplantae; Streptophyta; Magnoliopsida; Brassicales; Brassicaceae.
AUGAUAUGUUCAGAGUUCAAGUGCCAAUGGGCUGAUACUCGUGAUGUUCGAGGAUGUAAGAAAGAUGAUCUUGGUCGCACAAUGGUAAAUUUUUCCCGUUUGAUACACACUGGAAAUGGUCAAGACGAUGAACCUUAUGUGUUGGCUUUACAGGCUAGGCUAGUUUAUUAUGUAGAAGAUCCAAAGGAAAAAGGAUGGUGUGUUGUUGUUCAUGUCAAACCAAGAGACUUGUAUGACAUGGGUGAUCCCAUUGCUUCAGAAGAAGAUGAUAUUAUGAUUGAAGAGCUUCCUGUUCAAACUGUGUUAUGCGAUAAUGUUCCUAACAUUAGACUAAGGAAAUUCUGGUUUGAUGACCCGAGAAAGAGAAGAAAAUAUGUUAUAUCCGCUGUAGGAUGUAGAUGCAGAGAUUCGAAGCAACAUCUUUGGAAGGCUUAUAGAAAAAACACUCUACAAGAAGCAUUUGAUGCACGACCAGGUCUGGUUCCAGAAGACCAAUGGAAAGAGUUUGUGGAAAUACAAUUCACUGAUAAGGCAAAGGUUCUCCACAUGACUAUGAGGACAAUUACUAUGAGGACAAACAUGGUGAAACGGUCUCAAUCCAAGGGAGGAACAUCAAAUGGACCUAAUUUGGGAACCGGAAGAGGUAAGGAGUCCGAAAUGUACCUCUGUGACUCCACAUUGUGGAAACUCACUUGUAGUGUAUAA